AUGUCCUGCACUAUCGAAGAAGUCGCCGCUCAAAAGCGCAACCCGCGCCCAUUUCCCGACACGCCUGAAAAUGUAUUUGCACAGUUCAGUCUCAAAGGACGCACAGUUUGUGUGACAGGUGCCAGCGAUGGUAUCGGUUUCGCAGUCGCCGAGGCUAUGGCUGAAGCUGGAGCCAACCUCGCACUAUGGUACAACAACAACCCAGCCGCCAAGACUAAGGGAGCCGAACUGGCCAAAAAGCACAAUAUCAAAGUGAACGCGUACCAGGUUGAGGUCUCAAAGCCCGAGGAAGUUCAAGCUGCAGUGCAAAAAGUCGUCAAGUCCUUUGGCAGGCUUGAUAUAUUCGUCGCCAACGCUGGCAUGUGCAUCUCGAAGCCUGUUCUCGAUACCAGCCUAGACGAGUAUCGACGCCAAAUGGCUGUGAACGUCGAUGGUGUAUUUUUCUGCGCCAAAUACGCCGGCGAAGUCUUCAAAUCUCAAGGCUCGGGAAAUCUGAUCAUCACAAGCAGUAUUUCGGGUCACAUUGUGAAUGUACCAGUGGAUCAGCCAGUUUAUAACGCUACCAAAGCGUAUGUGAGACAUCUCGGCAAGAGUUUGGCUAGAGAAUGGAGGGAAUUUGCCAGAGUGAACACUGUCAGUCCAGGCUUUUUCAACACUAAGAUGGGCGCAGGCGCGGAGGAUGAAAAUGAGGUGUAUCGUAUGGCUGUCUUGGGUAGACAAGGUCAUGUCAAAGAAAUCAAAGCGGCCUAUUUGUACUUAGCAAGUGAUGCAAGCAGCUUUACCACUGGUAGUGAUAUUGUGGUCGACGGAGGCUACCUCUUGCCGUGA
Molecule: messenger RNA, 828 nt
Organism: Penicillium manginii
Lineage: Eukaryota; Fungi; Ascomycota; Eurotiomycetes; Eurotiales; Aspergillaceae
Exons: 1
Coding region: 1-828 (275 amino acids)
Cellular component (GO): intracellular anatomical structure
Molecular function (GO): oxidoreductase activity, acting on NAD(P)H, oxygen as acceptor
Source: RefSeq, a predicted model, not a curated record